Amaranthus tricolor (Joseph's coat) is the source of this 6554-nucleotide messenger RNA. RefSeq names its product putative callose synthase 8. Gene Ontology annotation, molecular function: 1,3-beta-D-glucan synthase activity. The record is from RefSeq and is a predicted model, not a curated record. The coding region runs from base 338 to 6292 and encodes 1984 amino acids. Gene Ontology annotation, biological process: (1->3)-beta-D-glucan biosynthetic process. Gene Ontology annotation, cellular component: plasma membrane; 1,3-beta-D-glucan synthase complex. Lineage: Eukaryota; Viridiplantae; Streptophyta; Magnoliopsida; Caryophyllales; Amaranthaceae. The transcript has 41 exons.
UCCACAAAAAAGUAGUCUAAACAAGUAGGAUGAUAUGAUUCAUAUCUACUUUAAACCUUUUUCUCUCAAUUCCGCCAUUAAAGAACUCUUCUAAUUUAACACAUUCAAAAAAGUUGCUCCAUCUUUCCACUUCAAUUCCUUCACCAAACCCCAAAUUCACAAAGAAACUAUACAUUUCAUUCAAAAGCAAAAGCACUAUCAAUAAAGCUAUUUACAACCACGUUAAGCAAUCCAAACCCAUUUCUACUCACAACAUGCUUCAUUUUCAGCUAUAUAGUACUCUCAACUUUACAUUUCACUGCCCAUUUGCUGGGUUUUUACUUGGGUUUUUUCUGCAAUGUCGUCUGAAAUCGUUCUUGCUGAACCCAUUCAAGAUAUUGAUGAAAGGGAUCUUCCUAGUACGAGUACUGGAACUAAGUUUAAUCAGAGGGAAUGGGAUAAUACUGCUAGUUCUAGUAAUGGUGUUACUAGAUCAAUUACUUAUAAGGAUUAUGAUCAUUAUGUUCCUGAACCCUUUGAAAGUGAGAGAUUGCCUCUUACUUUGGCUACUGAAAUUCGACGAUUUCUUCGUGUUGCCAAUCAGAUUGAACGUCAAGAACCUCGUGUUGCUUAUUUAUGCCGUUUCCAUGCUUUUGAGAAGGCGCAUAAUAUGGACAAAAAUUCCAAAGGGCGUGGUGUUAUGCAGUUCAAAACCUCACUUCUUCAGCGCCUUAUACAGGAUAUAGAUGUGAGUAUGGCUAGACGGAAGGAAAAGAGUGAUAUACGUGAGCUUAGACGUGUUUAUAAGAACUAUAAUGAGUUCAUCAUGCGACAUACUGGAACCGAUGACUUUGCCAACAGAGAGAAGUUGACUAAUGCACAUGCAAUUGCUUCUGUUGUGUACGAAGUACUGAACGCGGUUACACAAGCAACUGGCCAUCAGCUUAAUGGUGGUAGAGGAUCAAUCUUUCACGAAACCUACAAUAUUUUGCCACUGGGUAAUAAUGGUGUUCAACCGCCUAUCAUGCAAUAUCCCGAGAUCAAGGUUGCUAUUGCAGCCGUACGCAAUAUUCGUGGCUUACCUUUCAUGGAUGAAUUUAAGAAGCUCAAAACUUCAAUGGUUCCUUUCGACAUAUUUGACUGGCUCGGUUUUGUCUUUGGGUUUCAGAAUGGAAAUAUUGCCAAUCAGCGGGAACAUCUUACUCUACUUCUUGCCAACACACACAUACGAAAUAGUCACAAGCAAACAUCAGUAUUAGUGUUUGCAGAUGGAGCCCUAGAUGGACUGAUGAGAAAAUUCUUCAAAAAUUACACAAAAUGGUGUAAAUUCUUGGGCAGAAAAAGCAACAUUCGGUUACCCUAUGUCAAACAAGAAGCCCAACAAUAUAAAUUGUUGUAUAUAGCACUAUAUCUGCUAAUUUGGGGAGAAGCUGCUAACUUACGAUUGAUGCCAGAGUGUCUUUGCUAUAUAUAUCACCAUAUGGCAUACGAGUUGCAUAGCAUGUUAACCGAUGCUGUCAGCUUAAUGACUUGGGAGAAGGUCAUGCCAGCAUAUGGAGGAGAGAACAAAGCUUUUCUUAAUAAUGUUGUCCGUCCAAUUUACAAUGUUAUAGCAAAGGAAGCUGAGAAAAGCAAAAAUGGAACCGCUGAUCAUUCUAAAUGGAGAAACUAUGAUGACCUGAACGAGUUCUUCUGGUCUCCAAAAUGUUUUGAAAUAGGUUGGCCGAUGCAUAGUGAUCCCAUUGAUGGUCAUGAUUUCUUUUAUGUGAAAAACAAAUCUCAUGGUGAUCAAAGAGAGGUGGAAGCAAAAAACAGUGAGGUGAACUUUCUUGUUCGCCUAAGGAAACUUUGUGGAAAGAAAGUGGUGAAGGAUGAAGAACAAGGGGAGAUUGCAGACAAAGGCAGUCAAAAGACAUGGCUAGGCAAAACAAAUUUUGUUGAGAUUCGUUCAUUUUUGCAGAUAUUUAGAAGUUUUGACAGGAUGUGGACCUUUUUAAUUUUAGCGCUUCAGGCAUUGAUUAUUAUUUCUUGCCAUAAUCUUAGCUCUCCUCUGCAAUUAAUCGAGACAAAUGUACUUGAGGACAUAAUCAGCAUAUUCAUCACGUCUGCAGUGCUCAAGGUUAUACGAGCUACUCUCGAUAUUGCAUUUACAUGGAAAGCUAGGAAGACUAUGGACUCAAGUCAAAUCUUGAAAUUUGUUGUAAGGCUUAUUAUUGCGAUGGUUUGGAUGAUUAUACUUCCAGUCCUCUAUGUGAACACAAGAAGAAAAUAUACUUGUUACUCCAUCCGACGUGACAGCGUACUUGGAGAUUGGUGUUAUUCAUCAUACAUGGUAGCAGUUGUUGUUUACCUAAUGGGUAAUGCAGUUGACGUGAUUCUUUUCUUUGUUCCUCCGAUUGGUAGAUACAUUGAGACUUCAAAUGACAGAAUAUGUGCCUUUCUAUCUUGGUGGACACAGCCAAGAUUAUAUGUUGGACGUGGAAUGCAAGAAGACCAAGUUUCCUCAUUCAAGUAUAUGCUGUUCUGGGUGCUGCUACUGCUGAGCAAAUUGUCAUUCAGCUAUUAUCUUGAGAUUAAACCACUUAUAGAACCAACUAGGCAAAUGAUGAGAAUUCAUUCGCAUAAAUAUGAGUGGCAUGAACUUUUUCCUCAUGUCAAAAGCAAUGCAGGUGCACUUGUUGCUGUUUGGGCUCCAAUUCUGCUGGUAUAUUUUAUGGACACACAGAUUUGGUAUUCAGUUUUUUGUGCAAUUUUUGGUGGCGUUUAUGGAAUUUUGCAUCAUCUUGGAGAAAUACGGACACUGGGAAUGUUACGAAGUAGAUUUAAGUUGCUGCCUUCUGGAUUUAAUGCUUGCCUGAUCCCUCAAGUUUUACGAAAUAAUCACGACAGAAAAAACAAAGGGCUCUUUAGUCAUUUGAAAAAGGAGCCUGGAAAUAAUAAAAGUGAUGCUGCAAAGUUUGCCAUAAUGUGGAACCAAAUAAUCCUCAGUUUUAGACAAGAGGACUUGAUAAACAACAGAGAGAGAGAUUUAAUGGUUAUGCCAUUGUCAUCAGAAUUAUUGUCUGGCCAUAUUCGUUGGCCUGUCUUCCUUUUGACAAAUGAACUCUCAACGGCACUAAGCAUUGCUAAGGAUUUUGUUGGAAAAGAUGAAGAUCUAAUCAAGAAAAUAAAGAAAGUUAGCCUUAGGUACUCUGCAGUGAAAGAGUGCUACAAUUCAUUUAAGAACAUUCUUGGAAUUAUUGCUGUUGGGGAGCUGGAGAAGAGGAUGGUGUCUGGUAUAAUAGCUGAGAUCGAGGAAAGCAUCAAAAGAUCAACUCUGCUUGAGGAUAUAAAAAUGAGUGUGCUACCAGCCUUACAUGCUACAUGUGUAAAAUUGUUUGAGCUACUGGUUGAAGGAAAUGAGCACCAAUAUUUUGAAGUUGUAAAAGUACUCCAAGACAUGUUUGAACUUGUAACAAAUGGCAUGAUGAUAAAUGGUUCCAGAACAUUGGAUAUGCUAAACUCUUCUCAGCAAGAUGGUGAUCAUUCAGCAUAUUUCACGAGAAAGAUUCAACCAGAGUUAUUUGCAUCAAAGAAUGCUAUUCAUUUCCCAUUGGCUAAGGACGGGGCACUCUAUGACCAAAUUAAACGUUUCCUCUUGCUUCUCACCAUAAAAGACAAAGCUUUGGAUAUUCCAGCUAACUUGGAAGCUCGAAGGCGAAUCUGUUACUUUGCCACUUCUCUCUUUAUGAAUAUGCCUGCUGCUCCUAAAGUGCGAAAUAUGAUGUCAUUCAGUGUGUUGACCCCACACUAUGAGGAAGAGGUUAAGUUUUCUAUGAAGGAACUUCUAUCUAGCCAAGAACAAGUGUCAAUUAUUUUCUAUAUGAAAAAGAUAUAUCCAGAUGACUGGAAAAAUUUCUUAGAACGCAUGGGUUGUGAUGAUUUAGAUGCCUUAAAGUCUAGAAACAAGGAGGAUCAGCUUAGGAAUUGGGCUUCGUUUCGGGGACAAACUUUGAGCAGAACCGUCCGGGGAAUGAUGUACUACAAAAAAGCCUUAAAAUUGCAAGCUUUUCUUGACAUGGCAGAAGACAGAGAUAUUCUUCAAGGUUAUGAAGCCAUGGAGAGGGGGAAUGAUACUUUAUCUGCUCAGCUAGAUGCAUUAACAGACAUGAAAUUUACAUAUGUUGUUACAUGGCAAAUGUAUGGUUCUUGCAAGGCUACUGGAGAUCCGCGUGCACAGGACAUGCUUGAUUUAAUGACUAGGUACCCAGCUUUACGCGUUGCUUACGUUGAAGAGAGAGAACUAAUUAGUGAACAGGAGACUGAUACGGUGAAGUCCAAUAAGAAAACUGGAAAGGUGUAUUCAUCGGUGUUGGUUAAAGGAGGCGUUAAUGGUCAUGAUCAGGAAGUGUAUCGUAUUGAGCUUCCAGGUCCACCUAAUAUAGGUGAAGGAAAGCCUGAAAACCAAAACCAUGCAAUAAUUUUUACACGUGGCGAAGCACUCCAGACAAUAGAUAUGAAUCAAGACAACUAUUUGGAAGAAGCUUACAAAAUGAGAAACGUCCUGCAAGAAUUUAUGGAAGACCAAGGAAACCGGACUCCUACUAUAGUUGGUUUGAGAGAACAUGUAUUUACUGGAAGUGUCUCUUCAUUAGCAUGGUUCAUGUCGUACCAAGAGACUAGCUUUGUUACUAUUGGCCAGAGAAUUUUGGCUAAUCCUCUCAGGGUACGGUUUCAUUACGGUCAUCCAGAUAUAUUUGAUAGGAUAUUUCACAUAACAAGAGGUGGUAUCAGCAAAGCGUCAAGAACAAUAAAUUUGAGUGAGGAUGUUUUCGCUGGAUUCAAUUCCGUAUUGCGGCGUGGAUGUGUUACAUACCGUGAAUACAUCCAAGUUGGAAAAGGUCGUGACGUAGGACUGAUCCAAAUAUCAAAAUUUGAAGCUAAAGUAGCUAAUGGAAAUAGUGAACAGACUUUAACCCGUGACAUUCAUCGUCUUGGGCAGAGAUUUGACGUAUUCCGGAUGUUAUCAUGUUAUCACACAACAAUUGGCUUUUAUUUUAGUAACCUGAUAUCAGUGAUUUCCAUAUAUGUGUUCCUAUACGGGCAGCUGUACCUAGUUCUCAGUGGGUUGCAGAAAGCACUCAUUAUUGAAGCGAGAGUCCAUAACGUACAAUCCUUGGAAACCGCUCUAGCUUCGCAAUCAUUUAUACAACUAGGACUCUUAACCGGUCUGCCUAUGGUUAUGGAGAUUGCAUUGGAGAGGGGAUUCUAUUCCGCUCUUAAAGAUUUUGUCCUUAUCCAACUGCAGCUUGCUUCUGUGUUCUUCACCUUCUCUUUUGGAGCGAAAUCCCACUAUUAUGGCCGAACGAUUCUCCAUGGAGGUGCUAAAUACAGACCUACAGGUCGCAAAGUUGUGAUAUUUCAUGCCACCUUCUCCGAGAAUUACAGAUUGUAUUCGAGAAGCCACUUUGUGAAAGGAUUUGAGCUGCUCCUCCUGUUAAUUGUUUAUGAUCUGUAUCGUAAGUCGUAUCAAAGCAGCAUGGCGUAUCUCCUGAUCACGUAUGCUAUCUGGUUCUUGUCACUCACAUGGUUGUUCGCCCCAUUUCUGUUUAAUCCUUAUGGAUUCGACUGGCAAAUUCUUGUCAAUGACUGGACAGAUUGGAACAAGUGGAUAAGGCAGCAGGGUGGUAUAGGUAUUCCACCCGAUAAAAGCUGGCAGUCCUGGUGGUACGACGAACAAGAGCAUAUUCGUCGUUCUAGAUGGAGUUCUCGGCUCAUUGAAAUCAUCCUCUCACUAAGGUUUUUCGUGUAUCAAUAUGGUCUGGUCUAUCAGCUAAACAUCUCGAAAAACAGUGGCAAUUUUACUGUCUAUGUGCUCUCUUGGGUAGUCGUAGCUGUGAUUUUUCUCUUAGUAAAGCUCGUCAAUAUUGGAAGGCACUGGCUAAGUGCUAAUCAUCAGUUUCUGUACAGACUAUUCAAAGCGUGCCUCUUCUUGGCUGUCGUAUCCACGAUUAUCUCACUUUCACUCGUUUUUGAUCUUUCGAUCUUGGACCUGGUAGUAUGCUGCCUUGCUUUUUUACCCACUGGAUGGGGUUUAAUAUUGAUUGCACAAACACUGAGGCCUCUGAUAGAAAACACUGGUAUCUGGGAUUUUGCUCGGGUUUUCGCUCGAGCUUAUGAUUUCAGUAUGGGAGUGGCUCUAUUUGGUCCCAUUGCUCUUUUCUCAUGGCUUCCAAUCACCUCAGCCUUUCAAAAUCAAUUUCUAUUCAAUGAAGCAUUCAGCCGAAGAUUACAAAUUAAACCUAUUCUCGAUAGGAAAAAGAAGCGCACUUAGUUUGCUCAUAUAUGUUUUUAUGAGUUUGCACCAUAAAACUCAAAUAUGUCGGAGCUUUUUGAGUUCUAUGGUACAAACUCAAAAGUAAGUAUGAAGGGAGUAGUAUUUAUUAGUAGAUGUGAAAAAAGAUAGGAUUAUUCUAUUUAGUUUUAGAAGAUUUAAAAAGAAAAUAAACAACUAAUAUAAUUGUAUAAAUCAUUUUUAUGUAGGUAAAUCACAUUGAAAUUAAUGAUAUAGAUAUUACUAUCAUAUUUUUUAAGUU